This is a messenger RNA of Orussus abietinus, 4617 nucleotides long. RefSeq names its product golgin subfamily A member 6-like protein 22. The coding region runs from base 316 to 3810 and encodes 1164 amino acids. The transcript is spliced from 5 exons. The record is from RefSeq and is a predicted model, not a curated record. Gene Ontology annotation, cellular component: nucleus. Gene Ontology annotation, molecular function: zinc ion binding. NCBI's taxonomy places the organism in Eukaryota, Metazoa, Arthropoda, Insecta, Hymenoptera, Orussidae.
CCGUCGAAUAUUACUUGUUAAUUAUCCAUUUUGUUAUUCAUUGAUCACCGCAUGUCGCAGUUCAUGGUCGGCGCGGGGAGAAUCGAUUUAUUGUGUACUUCGAUCUAACACUUUGAUAUAUCGAAUUCUCGCUCGAGUCGCGCGCCAUCUUGAGCUGCUACGCCGUUACCGCCAAUUCCUCGUCCACUUCGGUCAGACACGAACUCUAAAAAACGCGUUAUGUUUCCUUUAAAUAUCGAGACGUGACGCUAAAUGGAGUAAGGUUUGACUGUUGGUUGAGUGAUCAAAGCUGAUCUGGCGGAUACGUGGAUCGGCAUGCCGAGUUAUUAUUGUUCGCUUUGCGCCAGCGACGAGGGGGUCUUUCUGGACGUCUUUUCAGGAAGCGAUAAGACCUUCGCAUGGAAACUGGAAACCUGUUUGGCUUUGAAGGUCAACAGAUCGAGUUCUCUAUCAACCAAGAUUUGUCAUAAGUGUGCCUACGAACUAGAACAGUGCAACAAAUUUGUGCAAAAAUACAAAGACUGCCACUCCGAAAACGCAAACUAUAUUCCGAAGAAGGGCCACUGUAGUCUGUGUCUAGAGCCUGGUAAAAAAGGAUAUAUCUUUCAGUUGGACAAGAAUAGUCAUUCGCUAAAUGAUCCUCGACAAAAACUGUACGACUGUUUUAAGAAUAAGUUGUUGAAAAAUGAAUUAAACUUGUCAAUAUGUUUAACGUGCCGUUACAACUUGGAUGUAUUAUUUGACCUAAAGAACAUAUCACAAGAGGCCAGUGAAAAGUUGCAGUCUAUUCUCGAAAGAAAUACUAUUGUUUCUGAAGUGCCCAAGACAAAGACGUAUGUGGUAAACCGUAAGACGACUGCUAUCCGAUCCGCGAAAGUGGAGUUACAGACACCAUCUGAUUCAGAUAGUGAUUCUAGUAUCAUGGCUAGGGGUAGAAACCGAGCUACCAAAAUCAAUUCUAACAAGACGGAGAAGAAAUCAAAGACAGUCACGUGUGAACAGUGCCAUGCUCAUAUUGAGUAUGGUACCGAUAUGUAUAGACUUCACAGUACAGGUUUGACAGUUUGUAAAUCGUGUUGGAGAACGACAGACCCUGAAAAAAAUCUGUCGGCUAAACGAAAACGUCAAAACUCCCAAGAGUUGCGCAGUACAAAGAGAUGUUCAGUUUUUCUUAAAGAUGUACUUACUGAUACGUCCCUGAAGGACGAACCCAUUCACACAGGGGAUGAGGAUGAGCAAAGCAUCAAAACCUCAAUCGUAACAGAUGACAGUUCGGAACAAGAAGAAUUGUCAAAUAAAAAAUUGAAGGUAUCAGGGAAAAAAGAUAAUUUACCUAAAAUCCAAAAAUACCGAGCGAACACAAAACUGCGAAGGCACAAAUAUAAACAAAGCAGCACAAAGACACACAUUGAAGUUGUAUCUAAUAAAAACCUCGAUUUAAACACAAGACAAUUCAGACACAAAUCUGUGGAUUCUGCACACUCUGAACAAGAUGCCGAAUUAUCAAAGUCUGAUGAAGUGCAUUUAAAAAGGAAACACAAAUCUGACACGCAACGUAGUUCAGAUUCUGAAGUUUCUACAUCCAAAAAACAGCGAAAAGUUGUUGGAAAAGGUGUAGAAGAGAACGAGAAGGAAGAGCUCCCCAAGAGGACUCGAAAUAAAUUGGGCUCGACAUCAGAUUUAGAUGCCGAGAGCAAAGAUGAGGAGAAGAAGAAAUCUUCGAGAAUAUCUGAUGAAAAAUCCAAAAGUGAAGUUUCGUCCAAUGACGAGAGACCAGAAAAGGUUAAGAUAAGGAAAUCGAAAAAUAAUUUAAAAUUAAAGAUAUCAACCGAACCAAGGAUAAGAACUAAUACAAGGUCCAGCUCAAUUUCCAGUGAAGAGCCAGGUUCUUCCGUGGAGUUCAAAAGUCCAUCACAUCGAAGCUUAAGAGCUUCCUCCGUAACGAAGGGAUCAUCAGUGAAGAGCAAAACUGAGUCGAGUAAGGCUUCCACGCCGGAGUUGAUUAUAAUAGAAGAUACGGAGAAGCCAUUUAUCUGUGCUCUUUGCAAUGCAACCUACGAUAACAAGGUCGAUGGCAUGACCCAUCAACUCUCUCACUCGAAGCAGCCUGAGUUAAAGCUUUACAAGGUCAGGGUACCCGAUAUCCAUGAAGCCGAGGAAGCUGAAGAAGCUUCUUCACUGAGAACGGAUCUGGAGGAGCAGUCUCAUGAUGUCAGCAGUACUUCGGAUGCUCCUCGAGAAGAUGAUUUGAACGAAGAAACCAGAGAUACGGAGGAUUUGGAGAACAACAAAACGUUGAUGAAGGUAGAAAGUAAAGAAACGAUUAAAUUGUCCUCUUCGGAGAAGGAAACCGAUGAAGACGUCGACGUUGAACAGGUAGAUGACGAAGUCAAAGGUGUGUCUUCCGACGUAAAAGAUGGUUCGGUUCCUUUAAAAAUGAAUAAAAAUGACGGGGUCAAUGACGACACUGAAGCUGACACGGAUAAAAAAUCCGAAACGGAAGAUGAAAUCGAGGAUGUUGAAGAGAUCGAGUCGACAAAGAAGAAACCGGUAACCGAGGAAGUCGACGACAAGGAUGAGAAAAAUAAUGAAGUAGAUUUCGAGGAGGAGACUGAAGUUGAGAAGACUGAGGAGGUGGAGAAAGAGUGUUCUCCAGAACCCAUCGCCACGCCCGAAAAAAAUGACACUGAAGAAAAGGAUGCAGAGGUGGAGAGCGAGACGGAUAUCAAGAUCGUCGAUGUAGGGAGCUCAGAGAACAGCUCGGAGACCGUUCUAUCGCCUUCUGAAAAAAAGGUCGAGGAUGAAGAAAAGACCGAAGAGAAAAUAGAACUUGAAGAGUGCACGACAGAAAAGGAGAAAGCAGAUGAGGAACCUGAAGCGGUCGAGAGUGAGCAUACGAUGAGAAAUGGGCCUAUGAUCGAGGAUACAAAUACAAAGGAAGAAGAGAGCAAGCAGAAAGAAGUAGAAAAAGAAGUAAAGGAAAACGAGGCAGUCGAAGAGGAAAAUAUGGUAGUCGAAGAGGAAAAGGAGGCAGUUGAAGAGGAAAAGGAGGCAGUCCAGGAGGAAAAGGAGGCAGUCCAAAUGGAAAAGGAGGCAAUCCAAGAGCAAAAGGAGGCAGUCCAAGAGGAAAAGGAGGCAGUCCAAGAGGAAAACAAGGCUGUCGAAGAGGAAAAUAUGGUAAUCGAAGAGGAAAAGGAGACAGUUGAAGAGGAAAAGGAGGCAGUUGAAGAGGAGAAGGAGGCAGUUGAAGAGGAGAAGGAGGCGGUUGAAGAGGAGCAGAAGGCAGUCGUAGAGGAACUUAAGGUAGCCGAAGAGGAAAAUAAGGUAGUCGAAGAGGAACCGAAGGUAGUGGAAGAGGAAAAAAAGAUAGUCAAAGAGGAAAAAAAGGUAGUUGAAGAGGAACCGAAGGUAGUGGAAGAGGAAAAAAAGAUAGUCAAAGAGGAAAAAAAGGUAGUCGAAGAGGAAAAAAAGGUAGUCGAAGAGGAAAAAAGGGUAGUCGAAGAGGAAAAAAAGGUAGUCGAAGAGGAAAUGGAGGUAGUUGAAGAGGAGAAAUCCGAGUCCCUGACCGCUGCCGCGGAAGUCUUGGACCAGGUCCUCGACCAAGCCGAGGCCGAAGUUCUGAAGCGGUUAGAGGCAUCAGAGAAACUCGAGGAGAAGGAUGAAGCAAAUCAGGAAUCAACUCCUGAGACUCUGGAGAACAUCUCGAAGGAGAUACGCGACAGCGCCGACAUGCCCUCGUUGGAUCCGAUUAGUGACGAGGCCGACUUCGACGACCUCCACGAGUCGCACAUUGUGAUCGACGAGGUGUAAAUCCUGGAAUGCUCGUGGGUACUCCAACCUUAUCGUCACCUCGGGCUUGGAUGAAGACUACGUCUUAAAAUCAAAUUCGGCGACUCCACAGCCCCGAUUUUUUCCCGAAGUUAGUUGAAGAUCCGGCAAGCGAGGAAACCGACCUCGAAGACCUCCAAGAGACGCUUGUCGCGAUCGAAGAAGUCUAAAUCUCGGAGUGCUCGCGGGUCCUCGAGAUACAUCGUUGUGGUCUCAUUCAGAAUCGGCGACUCCGUGGCUACGAUUAUUCCCGAUAGUUCUCGCAACGGCCACCAGAAGCGUGUCCGUCCGUUGACGUGAACGAUAUCGGCACUUUCCAGCGUUUACCCAAAACGAAGGGAAAGACCUGGUCGACCGUUUUAAUUAGAAUCACUUAAAUAAGCCAAUGGACUUCAUGUAAUUAAUUGUGCGAUGGACAGAAAAAAAAUUAAGGGCAGAAGUGAAACGAUUGCCAGGGGUCGUCGAAUCUGCGUAUCGGACCAUACACGGCCGCCCGCCAUCUUGUUUCCAUAGUUUCUUAUUAUUUUCGCACGUUUCCCGUCAUUUACCCGCACGCUAAGAUGGACUCGAGCGAGAAAUGUGUACAAUUUUUUUUUCUCCUGAAUGAAUUAAGGUCGUAUCGCAAACGAUGGAGCGUGCAGCGAACACGAAUGCGAUCGGCUUACUUGGCGUAUUUUAUAUACAUAUAACUAUAUAUAUAUAUUACAUUUAUGUCGUGGCGAGAAGACAGAAACAAAAUUAAGAAGUGGACGGGGCAAACCCCGCCUAUUAAAUGUAACGUUAAGUGGA